This is a messenger RNA of Lineus longissimus, 1992 nucleotides long. RefSeq lists its product as uncharacterized. The record is from RefSeq and is a predicted model, not a curated record. Bases 497 to 826 code for a protein of 109 amino acids. Lineage: Eukaryota; Metazoa; Nemertea; Pilidiophora; Heteronemertea; Lineidae. The transcript is spliced from 4 exons.
UUCUCAUUUAAUGCUAAGCUUUGCGUAGAACACCGUGACUCACGGACAGCGCCUGCGUCCAAAUACGUAGAAGUCGCCCCCGCCCGUCGGGACCACGUGAUUCCGUGGCGGGAGUGCGGUGCAUUUAUAGCACGAAAGUGUCCUUCUAUCUUCCACUUCACAACUGACAGUCAUAUGGGCAUCAAGCAGCACGCAAGGUAAUAAUAAGACGUCACUUCAGCAUCCCCCGGACGGUCUGCAUCAUUCUCAAGUUGAUACUUCCCAAAGACGCCGAUCCUUUUAGUUUUUGUCUCACAGAAAGCUUCUCUUAACAAAACACGUCCAGAUCCUUCGUUAAUUUGUGUCACAACAAAGAAACUUCGUGAUUUGCCAUCGGUUUCUUCUCUUGGAUAUUACGACAUAGUUUCGUUCUGCUACUAAAACUUCCAAAGCUGUUGGACUUCGUCGGGUAGGAUUGAUUCUAGAUUCUGGUGCACGUGGAAACAAAGCUCACAAAAUGAACACAGUGCUGACGAUAUUUGUCGUGAUCGCUUCCAUUUCCCUGGUGCUAAGCUCCAGUAUUCCACAGUAUGGUGAAGAUGACGAUGGCAGCUUCCUAGGUGUGCUCGAUAGUUAUAAAACUGCAACCAAAAGGCAGGCCUUGACGAGAAACUACUACAACGAUUACGCUUACUACUACAAACGAAACUGCAAACGCUGGAACGACUGGUGUGAUCCGUGGUCAUCCAACCCCACGAGGAGCUGCUGCCCAAACGAACGCUUAGCCUGCAAAUGCAACUUUUUUGGAUCAAACUGUAGAUGUACGCGAAAGUUAUGGGGGCGAUGAGAAGAGGGGGUCUUUUAAGAUUUUCUUAAUUAAUGAUUGUAUCAGGGCUGAAAAGAUCUCAGAGAGGUAAUUUGAUGAAGAAGAUGGGGCUGGAAUUGGACUGUUUAAAGGAGAGUUUGAGUUUCUUUCUUUACUUUGCACUUCUCUGAGGCUCCUUUUACCGAAGAAUGCCAAAUUCACCACGGAAGAUAUUUUGAGCCCUGUAUUAACUAGAGAUAUACAGUAGAACCUCUCUUUUUCAAAACAGACUCUUCCAAAAUAAGUUAUGUGACAUGUUUCAUGCAAAGAAAACGUUGACAGGCCAUGGUGUAUAGUGGUCCGCGUUUAUUAUUAGACACAUAGAUAAGGACAAUUAAUAAACUCAAUAAUGUCUUACUCUUUUCAACACAUCUUAAUCCAACACAAAAUGUUCUUCAAAUCAUUCUAAUAGAAGGCUUGUAAUGUAAGGAACCAUUGCAAUUUACAAAGAAAUGGACCCAAACGCAAGUCAUUUCCACAUUUUGAACGUUUUCACAUUUUGAGCGCAUUCGCAGCUGGGGCAAUAUGACGAAGUACAUAUAUUAAUCAUGAAAUCGGUCCAUUAUGCACUUAUAGUAUAUGGACUAGUCUUUAUCAUUGCAAUGGUUCCUGAUAUCAAGAGGUUGUGUCUAAAUCGCUUGUCAGUGGUAUCCACUAAAAAAGAGAGAUUCUACUGUUGGCCAAUUUUUUGUGGCCGUUCGAGUUUUAUAUCUCCACGUGACAUUGGCGACUAUAUCAGUAAAUAAGAUUUGCAGGUAGAGGUUUCGAUUAAAGUCGAACCGAGGAGAUCUUAGGACAUCAUAGGGCAACUGGUGGACAUCCUGCACUCAGACAAUGUAUCUGUCUCCGACAUCUUUCUGCGUUGGGGUGAAAUGCCCCCAGCUCCAGUCGAAUAAGUCGGUGGUGAAUGCUUUGUCGCAUUGCGCAGGAUACUCUUUACCAGGGGUUCUUUUAGUUAGAGUAACUGUUGGAGGGCUUCAUCCCAGAGCGGCCUUGGAUAACUAUAAAGGACACUAGUAAGUGAUGGUCCCCAUGGCAGAGAUUGGGUGGACAGCAUGUGUCCGGGCUUUGCAGGGUGGGGUUGUUCAUAUAACACUGCAAGAUAGAAAAGUAAUUUAAUGUAAGAAAAAUUACAAACUAUUUUCAUA